GGGAGACAGUCUGACCGGACGGCUUCGCGACAGAGACGUGCCGCCACGGCGUCGUGCGGCGUCGGGGGACGCGCGUUAACCCCUCGCCAAACUCGUAAAAACACCUGACCGAGGUGUUGACAGCACCCCGGCGACAACAAUCGACUCCUGGCCACGAAAGUCCUCCGUGCACGAUCAUGAAUAGCUCGCCGCAGAACACCAACAGCACCGGCGGGCAGCGGCGGACGACCGGUAUUGACAACAGCGACGAGGAGGAAUGGAGCGGCGUCGUCGAAUGUGCUGUCCUUGAAAGAAGCAAAUCCGAGAGAGCCGUACGCGCUGAUGAAGAUAGACGUCGACGGACGAUUAUCGUUGAGAAGAAGAAUGGCACGUACGGUUUCACAUUACAGAGCUACGGAAUACAUUAUAAGAGGGAGCAGGAGAUAGAAAUGGUUACGUACGUGGACUAUGUGGAAUACGAUGGACCAGCGUUCAAAGCUGGUAUGCGAGAGGGUGACGUAAUACUGUCUAUAAACGGUCACGAGAUGGACAGAGCCGAUCACAAGACUCUUGUGAAUUUUAUCAAGAACUGUGAUACCAGAAUGCGGAUGGUGGUGUCCUUCGAAGACUGCGUUAGAAAGGUGGAAUUACAUAUGCGUUACAUCGAGUUGCAACGCGCCCUCCAGUCUCGUCUGGGUGAAUUGGAGAGACUGUGCGAGAGAGAACGGUCUAUUCUAAUGGGCCGAUGGAAGACCCAUUCACUGCCAGCGCGCAAGAGAACGCCUAACAGCAUCGCCGGCACUAACCCUAAUCAGCCGUCGCCCUCUUCUAGUUUCAAUUCUUCUACCAUUCAGUGCUGCCGGCCAGCAACCUCUACCGAACACCUUCUACUCUAUAAUGUGUUUGCGGAUGGACGACCCUAUCUCAUACCACGUAGCGCCGCUUGUCUCGUGACAGUCGGACCGCCUCGUUCUCGUAGCGAUCAUCAUCACUUCCUGUCUAAGAUGUCGAGCGAAUCUGCGAUGGCCGUAAGCUCUUCGCGUCACAGUUAUCACCAGGCUAACGGUAUGACGGGUACACCCGCGAAGAGCAAAUCUCAUAAACAGACCUGUCAGCAGCAAUCAUCCGUUGCUGUCGAAGGACCGUCGUUGCAUUCGGUUCCUCAAAACAAUCUCUGCGUCGCUUGUAUCUCCAGCGCGAAUCGUCGCCGAGAGCAGUCCGAUAGCGGUAGUCUAGAUGCUUACGAUCUUGCCAGUCCCUGCUGUGAUCCAAAUUGCGUACCUAGUCGUCGGCGUCGCGAGAAACAACGACGCGCCCGCAACGAGCAAGCUCUUCAUCAGCAGCAACAGCAGCAGCAGCAGCAACAACAGCAGCAGCAGCAGGCUAGCAUACAGCAUCAUCACGUUCAAGGACAACGAGACCAACAACAACAACAGCAGCCUAACGCUCACAAUUGCCCCCGCACGUCCGGUCACAGUCUUCAUUCCAUUACUAGUAGUGACGUCUCGACAACAGCCGACAGCGUCGCCUCCUGCUCCACCAGUCUCAGCACCGACACCCUAUACUGGGAUCCGAGCGUGCACCAGCGACCACCGCCGUGCCUUCAAUACGCUAAGCCCAAGUCCUGGGACAAUCUGACCACCAAAGCUUUCGGGGGCUAUGGCUUCGGUUAUGGUUACUUGGACACCGUGACUAUCAAGACCCAUAGUGCGGAACGUCCCGGUAAAGGGUCGCAUAGCGGUGGCAGCAGAUCAAAGACGCCGAUCGGCAUCGUGCAGCGGAAGUCUAGUGGUACCAGCGGCAGUACCGUGUAUUCGACAGCCACGAGUUCGACAAUCACGAGUCGACACUUUCAGCCGACCAAGUCAACGGAAAGUUUAUUGAUCGCGCCGGGACCAUACCAGGGCGAUCUCGAUCAGGCCAGUUUGAGCUGCGAAUGCCUGGAUAGCGGUGGCGGCGCCGGCGGAUCUAGCUCGCGCUUCAUUCAGUUAGAUAAGCACAAACGCGGCGACGACGCGGCGGGAUACAUCCCGCCAACCCACGCGCAAGUUAGACAUCGACGGUCUAGUCAUUCCGAUGGAAAACUACGGGCUAUCAAUAACUCCGAAGUUACGCGAUUGUAAUAUCUCCCCUAAAUACAUUAUCAAGAUAAAAAUAAAGCACGAACGUAAAUGUUGCAUUUUAUUUGGCUAGCCGAUAAAAUAAAAUCAAGAUAAUGAUUGAAUCGCUAACAUAUAUUGCCAGGGACGUCUUUGAAACUAAAUGAAAAUCUAAGUAAUUUGUAUCUCUAAAUCUCACACCUCUUCAGUCUCUCGUUCCAAUAUUCCUAAAUCUUUAGAUCAAAGUUACAAACAUCUGACGCCAUCUCUGUCUUUCCUUUAUUAUAUGUUGCCGUACAGAUCACCGAGACCUUUGUUGUAUGUUUUCAAUCAGACUCUAUAUUACCUACUGUCAGUUAGUCUGUAUGCAUAUUAGAUUUUCCUGACAAAUUGCAUUUUCCAUUAAAAAGAUUAUUAAAGUCGCGAGAUCACUUGAAAUAUAAUUGUUGGUAGCAUAAUAUUUAUCUAUGUAACAAAAUAAAUAUUAUUUCUAAAUCAAUUUGGCAAUAUCUCGAACGUAAUAAAAACUAAAAGAAGUUUCUGUUCAAUAAAUACUGUUAUUUUCAACAUACUGGUUUAUAGUCAAACAUUCUAUAACUUAAUAUAUUUUUAACUCAGAAUAACUAACAAUGCACGCUCUUAAACACACUUUGGCCAUUUCGUUCAUAUACAGAUAUUACAAAGAGUACAAUUUCUCUUUGAUUACACCCACAUAUCCUCUGUCUAUAUACAUAUAUACGUACAUACGUACACACAUGAAUGCACUUGCGUGCGCAUACGUAGACUGUAUUCACAAUCGAUUCGUACGAUCUCGCCCUGCAUGGCUGUGUCUGUGUUGUAUGUGUGUGUGUGUGUGUGUAUUUACCUACAUAACACACGUGCCACUUUACGGUAUGUAAUAAAUAUAUAC
Messenger RNA from Formica exsecta, 2988 nucleotides. RefSeq lists its product as uncharacterized. The record is from RefSeq and is a predicted model, not a curated record. Gene Ontology annotation, molecular function: protein binding. Lineage: Eukaryota; Metazoa; Arthropoda; Insecta; Hymenoptera; Formicidae. The transcript is spliced from 5 exons. The coding region runs from base 177 to 2102 and encodes 641 amino acids.